Messenger RNA from Loa loa (African eye worm), 815 nucleotides. Its product is annotated as adrenal gland protein AD-001. The record is from RefSeq and is a predicted model, not a curated record. The transcript has a single exon. Gene Ontology annotation, biological process: peptidyl-glutamine methylation; rRNA (guanine-N7)-methylation; tRNA methylation. Gene Ontology annotation, molecular function: protein heterodimerization activity. Lineage: Eukaryota; Metazoa; Nematoda; Chromadorea; Rhabditida; Onchocercidae. Bases 39 to 413 code for a protein of 124 amino acids.
UUUCAGAUUUGAAGGAGAGUAUAUGAAAUAAACUGGCGAUGAAAUUGCUUACGCAUAACUUCCUAUCGUCAGUCUUUCUGAAAGGCGUCACAGAGGGUUAUCCAUUGAUUUUGUCAGCGACAAGAAAAAAAAUAACGCAACAUGAAUAUAAUGAUUCGUUUAUACAACGGAUGAUCCCAAAGCUGAACUACGGCGCUUUUCGAGAAGCAGCGCUAAGUAUAGGUGAGGGUGAUAAAUUACCCGAGCAACUGCCUGAAAAAUUGGAAGAUGAAGAGUUGAAGAAUGAAUUGCAUCGCUUAUUAGUAUGUGUAGAAGUUAUCGAAGGUGAAUUGAAGUGUCCCGAAAGUGGACGAGUUUUUCCGAUUCGUGAUGGUAUACCAAAUAUGCUUACAGAUGCAAAUGAAGUCAAGUAAUUUAUUCAUUUUGCUGUUUAUAUUAGUUGUACAGCAGCAUGUAUUUUAAAUCGGAAUGUUUUGUUUUGUUUUUGCGGUGUAAAUCCAAUACUUUACAUACAGUGUAUGUCAUGUUUUGAUGUUCUCUUUAUCCUGUUGUUGCUUUGAAUUUCAGAAAUUGCUUGAGGCCAUAAAAUGAAUGUUGUUAGCCCUUUAUUAAAAUGGUGUAUUUACAUUACUGCGGUUCUAUCAUCCAAUAUCACUUCCUUGCUAGAUUGCAGAAAGAGAAAUGGAUUUCGUAGAUUUUGCUCAACGAAAUCAAAAUAGUAUUCAAAUACAUGAGAAACGUUCAUUCCCAAAAAUAUGACACAUGAAUGCUACAGUAGGUUCUGCCAUUUUUCUUGUUCCAGCUCUUCGAUUCGC